CUGCUCGCAAACAUAGCGGUUGUCAGUCGUAUUAGCAAAUAGACAAUAAUCUUCAUUUUGCCUUGAAUCAACCUGCACCAUCUCUCACACAGAACGAACAGUUAUAACAAUGAGGGAAAUUUUGCACAUCCAGGCUGGACAAUGCGGGAACCAGAUCGGAGCCAAGUUUUGGGAAGUGAUCAGUGAUGAACAUGGAAUUGAUCCUUCUGGAAGUGCUUGUGGAGAUAGUGACAUACACUUGGAAAGGAUCAAUGUCUACUACAAUGAAGCAACUGGUGACAAAUACGUUCCCCGUGCAAUUCUAGUGGAUUUGGAACCUGGUACCAUGGAUUCCGUCAGAUCUGGGCCAUAUGGACGGAUAUUUAGACCAGAUAACUUUAUAUUUGGUCAAAGUGGUGCUGGAAAUAACUGGGCCAAGGGUCAUUACACAGAGGGAGCUGAACUGGUAGAUGCAGUACUUGAUGCUGUAAGGAAGGAGUCUGAGAAUUGUGACUGUUUACAGGGAUUCCAACUCACUCACUCUCUGGGUGGUGGCACUGGCUCCGGAAUGGGAACCCUCCUCAUCAGCAAGAUCCGUGAGGAAUAUCCCGACCGUAUCAUGAACACCUUCAGUGUCAUGCCCUCCCCUAAAGUUUCCGACACGGUAGUGGAACCCUAUAAUGCUACCCUGUCUGUGCACCAGCUGGUGGAGAAUACAGAUGAGACAUACUGCAUUGACAACGAAGCCCUUUACGACAUCUGCUUUCGUACUAUGAAGUUGGCCACUCCCACCUAUGGAGAUCUCAAUCACUUGGUCUCUGCUACCAUGAGCGGGGUCACCACCUGCCUUCGCUUCCCCGGACAACUUAAUGCCGAUCUUCGCAAGCUGGCCGUUAACAUGGUCCCCUUCCCUCGGUUACACUUCUUUAUGCCAGGAUUUGCGCCACUUACCAGCCGUGGCAGCCAGAAUUACAGAGCACUCACCGUGCCAGAGCUAACUCAGCAAAUGUUUGAUGCUAAAAACAUGAUGGCGGCCUGCGACCCAAGGCAUGGGCGCUACUUGACUGUUGCUGCCAUAUUCCGAGGCCGAAUGUCCAUGAAGGAGGUGGACGAGCAGAUGCUCAACAUCCAGAACAAGAACAGCAGCUGCUUUGUGGAGUGGAUUCCCAACAAUGUUAAAACAGCCGUUUGUGACGUCCCGCCAAGAAACCUCAAGAUGUCCUCCACCUUCAUUGGUAACAGCACUGCCAUCCAGGAGUUGUUCAAGCGCAUUUCAGAUCAGUUCACCGCCAUGUUCCGCAGGAAGGCUUUCUUGCACUGGUACACUGGAGAGGGAAUGGAUGAAAUGGAGUUCACGGAGGCAGAGAGCAACAUGAAUGACCUGGUAUCUGAGUACCAACAGUACCAGGAUGCCACUGCAGAUGAACAGGAAGAGUUUGAAGAGGAGGAGGUGGAAAAUGACGAAGCAUAAAUUCAAAGGAAUCUUUAAGAGGCUGCAACAGCAAUUUGCGGAACAAUUCAUAUUUCUGAAUCUGUGUUGAAUUCGGCGUAAUUUGCCAACCUUUUAAUCAAGAUGCUGUGAUACUGAGAGUACUGUAAAAAUGGGAUCUUUUUUGAAGAUUGUAUGUGUGUUUGUUUGUCUGCGUGUAGUUCUAAUCAGCACUGCCCCAUUAUGGUAAAUUAUUAAAUCAAAACUUUAGAGAAAA
Amblyraja radiata (thorny skate) is the source of this 1685-nucleotide messenger RNA. RefSeq names its product tubulin beta chain-like. Gene Ontology annotation, biological process: microtubule-based process. The record is from RefSeq and is a predicted model, not a curated record. Gene Ontology annotation, cellular component: microtubule. Bases 110 to 1450 code for a protein of 446 amino acids. Gene Ontology annotation, molecular function: GTPase activity; structural constituent of cytoskeleton; GTP binding. Lineage: Eukaryota; Metazoa; Chordata; Chondrichthyes; Rajiformes; Rajidae. The transcript has 4 exons.